Molecule: messenger RNA, 2010 nt
Organism: Harpia harpyja (harpy eagle)
Lineage: Eukaryota; Metazoa; Chordata; Aves; Accipitriformes; Accipitridae
Gene: TSG101
Product: tumor susceptibility 101
Exons: 14
Coding region: 534-1874 (446 amino acids)
Biological process (GO): carboxylic acid metabolic process; protein modification process; protein transport
Cellular component (GO): ESCRT I complex
Molecular function (GO): oxidoreductase activity, acting on the CH-OH group of donors, NAD or NADP as acceptor; ubiquitin binding
Source: RefSeq, a predicted model, not a curated record
AAGGGAGCGGCUCACCUGAAGCGGGAGAGGAGGGAGCGGGCCGCGCCAGGGAUGCAGCGCCUGGCGGCCCCCGGUCGGCAAGAGUUCCCGCGAGUCAAAAUCUGAGGUGCUGGGCGGGGAAGGGCAGCGCUGAGGAUGUUGUGCCGCCCAGCCACCCUCCCCUCCCCUGCGGGCAGCGCGGAGCCGUCUUUAAUGUCGCGAUCAUCGCUUGUAAAAGACGUCUGUCCCGUUCGAGGUGCAGGGUUAACGUUGCCGUACUGCAGCCGAGUUUAAAGUUGCCCCACGCAUCGUUUUAUUCCCGUGGUUCAGGACACAGACAGACGUGUGAGGUGCUGCACGCCGCUGAAACCUUACUCGGCGUGGAGAGUUGCCCAUGUCCUCGGGGAUUUGUCGUGACAAUCCCUGCGUUCGUAUCGCCACGCUUUAGAAACACUGAUUUGCUUUCAUAGCAUCGCUCUGAGUAUAAGUUCAGAGACCUGACCAUAGAAGAACUAAAGAAUGUUAACAAGACCUACCCAAACUUCACGUUCUCCAUGAACACAUACACCUUCAAGGAUGGAUCCCAGAAGGAACUCCUGAAUUUUAGUGGUACUGUUCCAGUGAAAUACGGUAAUUCCUAUAACAUACCUAUUCAUCUGUGGAUUCUGGAUUCUCAUCCCUUUGCUCCCCCCAUUUGCUUCUUGAAGCCGACUGUGAACAUGGGCAUUUUAGUGGGAAAGCAUGUUGAUGCUCGUGGCAGGAUUUAUUUGCCCUACCUGCAAAACUGGAGCCAUCCUAAAUCAACUGUCAUUGGAUUAAUGAAGGAAAUGAUUGCAAAAUUUGAGGAAGAACUCCCUUUGUAUUCACUCUCAUCUUCUGAUGCAGCCAGGCAAUCAGAACUUCUCUCCUACAUUGCAAAGAUUACUGAAGGAGAGACUGACAUGAAAUCAAAGAGUAAAAUUGGUGGAGGCAAAAACGAAGGAUGUUUUAACAAAAUUACUGUUGUUGGAGCUGGAGAUCUUGGCAUUGCAUGUGUGCUAGCAGUUGCAGCAAAGGGUGCUGCAGACAAGGUGGUUCUUUUGGAUCUUUCUGACGGUGCAGCAAAAGGAGGGACCAUGGACUUGGAGAUCUUUGCUCUGCCAAAUGUGGAGAUCAGCAAAGAUUUUUCUGCUUCAGCUGAUUCAAAAGUUGUGGUACUUACAGUUAAUUCUCUGGGUAAUGCUCAGACUUACCUUGAUGUCAUACAAAGCAAUGUGGAUUUGUUCAGAGGAAUUAUCCCAGCAAUAUCGCACUACAGUCAGAACACUGUUCUCGUUGUUGCUUCUCAUCCAGUUGAAGUAAUGACAUAUGUGUCAUGGAAGCUGAGUGCGUUUCCGAAAAGCAGAGUUAUUGGAGUAGGUGCCAAUCUAGAUACUGAGAGAUUUCAGUAUAUACUGACAAACCUUUUGAAAGCACAGGCGCUGGCAAAAGAUGCUUGGAUUAUUGGUGAACAAGGGGAAGACAAAGUACCAUCAUGGACCAGUUGUAAUUUAGUUGCAAAUCAAAUGGAACCAAUGGCUGCUUGUAACUCAAGAGAAAAGGUGGCUAACAGAGCUAUGGAAGUUCUAAAGGGAAAAGGUCAGAGAUCUUGGUCUGUUGGGCUCUCAGUUGCUGAUUUGACUGACAGUAUACUGAAAGAUAAAAGGAAGGUUCAUUCUGUAUCCAUUCUGGCAAAGGGAUGUUGCAAUAUAAACAGUGAAGUAUUCUUAAGUCUACCGUGUAUUCUUGGAACCAAUGGAGUGAUUGAAAUGGUCAAACUAGAAGAAGAUCCACUAGUGCAAGAGAAACUGCAAAGCAGUGCAGGAUCAAUUCAUGACCUUCAGCAGCAACUGAAACUUAUACAUAUAGAGACCUAACUGUACAGGAGACAACCAGUGUUAUUACUCAGUACAAGGACCUCAAACCUGUCAUGGAUUCAUAUGUUUUUAACGAUGGUUCAUCUAGGGAGUUGAUGAGCCUCAGUGGAACCAUUCCUGUGCCUUACAGAGGUAU